AUGCCAGGCACUGCCACGAAGGUUCGCCCAUCUAAUUCGGGCCAAAAAGGGGCAAACCGGUGUAGGAGGGAUGACCUCCGCUCGUGCGCCGUCGUCGAGGAGUUGAAAGGCAUACCUGGCUCGUGCGCCGUCUUCGGGGAGAACCCAGGGAAAGAAGCUGUUAAGAUUCUCAUACAUAAGACGACAGGUACGGAACAAGGCGUCUUCAACCUUUCCCUCCCCCCUCUCCCUUCAACGUUGAGGCGCUCCCCCAUGUGCGGCAACCGUCUCCCAGUGUCUCCUAUGGACCCACCCCAAAACCCAAACAUGCAUCCCCUCCGAGAGGUCCGUCCUCCGAACAUGGAGCCUGUGGUCAUCGACGACCUCGACUUUGCUCACCCCCUGCGCCAGGUUCCCCUCGCGGAGCAACGGUUCGCGUUCGCCCGCGUGGGCGCCAUGCAAUUCAUGGCGGCGGAGGAAAGCCAGGAAUUCGUAGACGCGUACAUUGACAUGUACCUCACUCGGUUUUCGUUAUGCAUCCCUGGGUUCCCGGACGCUGAUGAAGAGGAUCUGAUGAAUCUGGUUGGAGACGUCCGUGAUCGCCUGGAACGUGAACUCCGGGUAUUAAGCGGCGUGCAGCCGUGGUUUCAGCCUCCUAUCCCUUGGAAGGACUUCGUAAAGAUCAAGUGUGGCCUCGAGAGCACGGAGUGGGAUGAGAUGGCAGCACCCAUUCUAGCGAAACUCGAUGACGAACCAGGAAAUCGUAUUCUAGCCACCGAUUAUUAUGAAAGCCUGGGUGAAUCUACUCACGACUGGCGGCUUGUAGUCCUUCCCCAGAACAGGGAGGAGGGAAAAGGGUGGGCUACUUACCGACUGGAAUCCUGCAGAGGGGAGGGCGAAUCGGACUCGGUAUCCUCGGCAGACAGCAUUUGUGACACAUGCACUCCCUUCCCCUCCAGGGCGUCUUCUCCCGUUGGUUAG
Coprinopsis cinerea okayama7#130 is the source of this 960-nucleotide messenger RNA. RefSeq lists its product as hypothetical. Lineage: Eukaryota; Fungi; Basidiomycota; Agaricomycetes; Agaricales; Psathyrellaceae. The record is from RefSeq and is a predicted model, not a curated record. The coding region runs from base 1 to 960 and encodes 319 amino acids. The transcript has 4 exons.